Megalopta genalis is the source of this 1921-nucleotide messenger RNA. RefSeq lists its product as uncharacterized. Lineage: Eukaryota; Metazoa; Arthropoda; Insecta; Hymenoptera; Halictidae. Gene Ontology annotation, molecular function: protein binding. The record is from RefSeq and is a predicted model, not a curated record.
AUUGCAAAACGAGAGGUCGAAAAAGUAAGAUCCGACCGCUACGCACCGACCAAACGCGUUACUCACUUUGUUUCGAUAUAUCUAUCUGUCGGACAUUUGUAGCUUUUUUUAAAUUCUUCUUUUUAGCGAGUACACCGUUUUAACGAGCAUGAACAAAUCGAAGACAGCGUUUUAGAGAAAGUCGUUAACACUGCAAACGUUCUUCGAGAUAGAAGCGAUCCGUUUUGUAUGUUUCAUUAUUUUAAAUGAACGCGCAGAAGCGGCAGAAGGUACCGGCGAUAAAAUGCGAUGAGUCCGAGGAGUCGCGGGACGAUUCUUCAGGAUGUUCGCAGAAAACUUUCGACCCGAAUUGCCGGGGAUACGCGUUGGACACACUUCCGCCGGAAAUGUUGGAGACGAUACUCCGACUGCUUCCGUUGCACGAGGUGGCCACUUCGGUGCGCUUGGUUUCCAGACACUUUUCUAUGGUAGCGGCGACAGUGUUGAACGCCGCGUUUCUCACUGCUGGCGCGAGGAUAGAGGUUCUAACGAGUCGCGUGAAACAAACCUUGUGGAAGGCGAAAACUAGCAUAAAGGUGUUGGCCUGCAUAAAGGCCCUGAACACGUUCGAGCUGAUCAAAGCACAGUACAAGCUGCUCAGAGCCGUGACCUGGAGGUACACGCACCCACCUGUGGCUCAUCAAAGGUUCCCAAGGCUUUGCUUCUACGCUGGUAGCUUGCUGGACGAUCUGAACGAUCUGCUAAGCCAAGUGGUGAAAUAUCACACGUGUCUCGACGGUUCCCGCAACGUAUACGCCGUUGCUAUCGACUUUGUCACCGUUUGCAAACGGUACAUGAACUUCUUCGAGAAGGUCUCGGAGCGCAGAGUGAACAGAUCUGCGCUAGUCUCCGGCUGCAAAGUUGUGGACAUUCUGGAUUGUCUCGUGGAGGGCAGGCAAGUGCUGCUCUCAGAGAUAACGAAAAGACGGUCCGGCAGUUGCGUGAUCAACAUGAAGCUGAAGUACGUAAUGGCGCGAGCUUGGUUCACAUGUUUGGCUAUCUCGAAGAACUCCGAGGAGAACUCGUGGCGGGACGAGCAGCGUUUCAUGUACAUGAGGUUGCGCCGUUUGGUGGGCAGCGUGAACGAACACCUGUUCUAUACGAGACAUUACAAGAGCAAGUUAAGUUUGCAGAUACCUCUCCCGUUUCCAGUAAAACCACCGCCCGCGUCCACGUACUCAGGAUAUGGAGAAUACGGCGAUCAGUUCUUCUACUACGGCAACAUGAACAAGGACGCAUACGAUAGCAAGUUCAUGAGCACUGCGAGCUCUUCGAACAACCUGCUCGACACCGACCAGCGGGUGUCGAGGGCGCCGUCUUUCGACUUGGUGAUCGACAUCGAGCUCAAGUGCAGCCCCGAACUGGCUCCGCAUGCCACCCGAGCGGAUCUUAAAUCGGACGUUUUUGAGACCUAUCUCGAGACCUACGAGACUAAGAGAUACAGGCACCAGCAGCUCUUUCUCACGAUGACAGUGACUUGUCCUGCGUCGAUGGCCAACAGGCUGCCGGGCACCUUCGUCUGGAAAUUGCGCAGCCCGCGGUGCGUGGGGAAAAGUUCGUAACAGAAUUUUAUAUUAUAAUUUACAUUAUACGGAUUCUUGUACCUCUUCUGUAUGAACUUUUAUACUAUUAACUAUGUACCUAUACAAAGACAAAACAGAUUUAAUACUAGUUGUUCGUAAAGAAGGUAAGUAUGCUGGUAAAUGCACGUACCUAUGUACGCGUGUAAAGGGUGUUCCAGCAGGCUAGAACAUUGAUAAAUUUCUUUUAUUUCUGGUAACAUGAAAAUAUAACUGAACAGAUACUUAAGAUGUCCGUGUUAGGUGAAACAUCCUGUACAUAUAGAGUAACCAGAAUAAAGAAUAUCAAUUAUAUAAUUUUA